Messenger RNA from Carassius carassius (crucian carp), 1141 nucleotides. RefSeq names its product melanocortin 2 receptor (gene mc2r). Gene Ontology annotation, cellular component: membrane. Bases 69 to 1058 code for a protein of 329 amino acids. Gene Ontology annotation, biological process: G protein-coupled receptor signaling pathway. Lineage: Eukaryota; Metazoa; Chordata; Actinopteri; Cypriniformes; Cyprinidae. The record is from RefSeq and is a predicted model, not a curated record. Gene Ontology annotation, molecular function: melanocortin receptor activity. The transcript is spliced from 2 exons.
ACAGAGCUUUUCCGGUGCCACCAGAAUAAUGUCUCUGAGACAUUCUAUGUGAAGCAGAGGAAAAUUUGAUGUUUGAUGAGAAAAACGGUCAUUUCACAUCAGAUCUUCAGCUGAUCUACAAUCCAACAACCAAGUGUGCUCCAUCAAUCAUGAACUCGAGCACUGAAACUCUAUCCACACACCCCACAGACUGCGCUGAGGUCCAGGUCCCCAGUCAGGUGUUCAUGGCCAUCGCUGUGGCCAGUCUGAGCGAGAACAUCUUGGUGAUCCUAGCCGUCAUCAAGAACAGGAACCUUCACUCUCCUAUGUACUGCUUCAUCUGCAACCUGGCCGUGUUUAACACCAUCUCCAGCCUCUGCAAGUCUUUGGAGACCAUCCUGCUGCUGUUUAAAGAGGCCGGACACCUGAACGGUCAUUUUGAGCUAAAUAUAGACGACAUCAUGGACUCUCUACUCUGCAUGUGCUUCCUGGGCUCCAUCUUCAGCAUCCUCACCAUAGCCGUGGACCGAUACAUCAGCAUAUUCCACGCUCUACGCUAUCACACGCUCAUGACCAUGCGUCGCGUGGUGGUAACGUUGUCCACCAUCUGGGUGUUCUGUGGCACCAGCGGAGUGCUCAUGAUCGGGUUCUCCAAUGCUGCUACGGUGAAAAUCUUCUUCGUUGUGCUCUUCUUCACAGCUCUGCUCCUCAUCCUCUUGCUCUACGUUCAUAUGUUUCUAUUAGCGCGCCACCAUGCCAACAGGAUCGCAUCUAUGCCAGGACUUCACGCACGCCAGAGACAAAGUGGCUUGAGGGGGGCGCUGACACUAACCAUCUUGAUUGGGGUGUUUGUGGCCUGCUGGGCUCCUUUCUCUCUUCAUCUGCUGAUUUCGAUGAUUUGCCCAGAGAACCCCUACUGUGAGUGCUACCGCUCACUCUUCCAGCUGCAUGUACUGCUACUGGUGAGUCACGCAGUCAUUGAGCCAGCCAUUUAUGCUUUCCGUAGCACGGAGCUGCGCAACACCUACAAGAAAGUGUUCCUGUGUUCAGCUUCAAGGAUAUUUAAAGAAUGUGUCUGAGGCGCGUGUCCCAGCAAUACAUGCUUCACACUGCUGAAGGAUAAAAAAAAGUCUACAGAACUGCUACUUUUUCAAAUGGAAAU